AUGGGAAACGCUGUUUUAUGUUAGGAACCCAAGAAAAAAACAACGAGAGGCAAACAGAGUGAUAGAGCUCCUAAAAAAAUUGAGGUUAGCGAAAGUGCCCCUUAAACACAAAGAGUAUAACAGUAAUAAUAAGUUCGGACUCCAAAACCAUAAUAAGUUGAUAAUUAUAAUUGUCAAGUUCAUUCUGAUGAACCAAUCAAAGCUGUUUGCAUGUGUGAUGAUUGCCAACACAAUAAUAAAAUUUUAUGUGUUGAAUGCUUGAUAGAUUAUCCUUGUAUUAAGAAACUUCGAAUUUCCGAUUAUCUCAGACACUUAAGAAGCUGUUUGUCGAAGGAUGCAUAAGAAGCAUUUAUGGAAUUGUUUGACGAAAAGAAUUAGGUUAAGUCUGAUUUGAGUAGACAAAUUACAGCGGUGAUUGAAAUGAUCUUAACAAAGUUGUCUUCUAUUGGAUAGCAAUAUGUUCCAAUUUUGAUCACCAAUUAUUAUUGGGCCUCACAGAGACUUCCAUUCAAAUUGAAAGAGUAGACAAUACAUUAGUUGGAGCUAAUCUUAGAGAAUAAGGCUAAUGAGGCACAUCCAGAGACCCUAGAUUUCGCAAUCUAUUUGAUUUAGAAUAAAGGAGUAGUAGAGACGAUGUGCGAGCAAAUAGAGAGGAAGAAAAAUAAAAUAACCGAAUUUUCAAAUGACUUUGUAUUUAAGUUUAAUUAAGUAGUAAAUAAAUAUAUGACAGCAAUAGAAGUAAUAAAUUCAAUCUAGAUAUAGUUUUUGUUUCAUUUAUUAACCACUCCAAUGGAGUACCUAUUGGAUGAGGAUCAGAAACCAUAAUUAAUGAGUAAGAGGAUAGUAUAGAAUAAAGACUAAACUAAUAUAUCUGGUAGAUUUAAAUAGAACGAGGAUAAGUCAAAUAUCACUUCCCCCAAGGAACCUUAACAGACAAGUAAUUAAUAAAGUUAGUAAUAAUAACAGAAGGUGAACUUUAAAUGUUUGGCUCAUAAUUAAGAAGUGUUAGCUAUUUGUGUGAAAUUGGAUUGUCAACACAAAGAUAGAAAAAUGUGUGCGGAUUGUUUGAUAGAUACAAAGUGUGUGGACAGAAUGAAGAUGAGUGAAUUUAGUGCCAGAUUGAGUAGAGUGUUGAAUAAGGAAAUCAUUGAACAAUUGGCCAUUCCUUGGGAUGACUUGAGUAUUCAUAAAGGAAUUGAAAAGCUAUUUAGUACGGCUGGAGAAAAUGUUAAGAAUUUGUUAACAGAACAAGCUCUCAGUGUUAAAGAGAUGUUCGUUAAGUUUCAUUUAAUAGAGGAGUCUACUCCUAAAGAAUUGAGGGGGUAGUUUACAAAGGAAUACUUUGAUCAAUUUAUUCAUAUGAUGACUGUAUAGUAUAUUAUUUAAAUUACUAUUUUAGAAAAAUAGCAUCGAACAAUCCUGCAGUUAUUUUGGGGAUUAAACAAUAUGUUGAGUGCCAUUGUCAAGACUGAACAAGUGUUACCAAAAAAGGCAGAUAAAUUACAACAUAAGCUUGUUAGUGUUAGUUAAUUGUUUUUGGAAAAGAUCUAGAAUCUAAUGGAUCUGUACAAGUAACAUGGCGAGAUUGAAGCCAUUUAAAAAUAGUAUCAUUUGUUGAAUAGUGAACCAUUUUGUUUAGAGGAAAGCAUAUAUAAAAUCAAAUAGGAUGGCAAAAGUUUAAGUGAAUGGGAACCCUUCCACUUUUUUAAACCAUCUGAUAAGAAUAUUAUUGAUGUGUGUUUUGUUAAUGAAAACUUAGCAGCCAUAGCAAUAAUUGAUGGAACUAUUAUAAUCUAUAAUGUAAAUUUAAAAAAACAAACUCAAAUUCUAAAACAUGGGAUAUUUGUUUUUUCUUUGAGAGCCUUUUAAUUCAAUGGAUAAUCAGUAUUGCUUUCUAGUGGAUAUUCUCCAUAAACAGGUAACUCGUUAUGCAGUUGGGAUUUAAAAAGUCUAAAACCUACUUUUAUUGUAUCAUAAGCACAUAACAACUCUAUCAGAAAAAUAAAAUAUUUGCAUGUCAAUCCGCAAUUCUCAUAAAACUUCUUUACUAAUAGUACAACUACUGCUUAGUUAAGUAGCCAAGUAUCCUAGACUGGAAGCAUGAACAGCAUAUUUUUAGAUAUUGAUGAAUAGAUACUAUCCUGUUCAGAUGAUGGCAUUAUUAAAUUAUGGAAAUUAGACACCAGUUUAAAAAUUGUUGAAGAGCAAAUCUUAAAAUAAGGACAAUAAGUCUUAGAUUUCACUUUAUUAAAUGGAUGUAUUCUAGUUGCUGCUAAUAACGACAAGACUGUAUCCAUUUCAUUACCAUUUUCAAAUAUCAACCCUUUUUAAUACAUCAAUGAUGAUUGUCUGGUCUAUGCUGUCUCACCUAUAGAUUAAUUAAUUUCGAAAAAGAAGUAAUCCAUCCAAUAGAAAUUCAUCACAGGUAAUGAAAAAGGCAUAGCUAAAAUAUACCAAUGGUAAAAUGGCAGAGCUGUCAUAAUGAAAUAGUUGAAUUUGCAUGAAGAUAAGAUAACUAAAAUUUCUAUGUUAUAACCAGGGUUUAUAGCUAGCGUGAGCAACGACAAAUCUAUAAGCUUGACUUUAAUACAAUAAGCCAAGGUCCUUACUAAAAUAGAGAAACAUGAAUACGGAAUAGUUUCAUUUGCUUACCUCAAGGCAAAUGGGUUUAUGAUAACAGCUGAUUAGGGAGGAAAUGCUAUACUUUGGAGAUGAUUAUUAAUUAUGAAAAUCUAUAAAUUGUUCUACUAAAACC
Molecule: messenger RNA, 2755 nt
Organism: Paramecium tetraurelia
Lineage: Eukaryota; Ciliophora; Oligohymenophorea; Peniculida; Parameciidae
Exons: 5
Molecular function (GO): protein binding
Source: RefSeq, a predicted model, not a curated record